ACUUGAAGUUGUUUUAGCGUACUUUUGUUUUACUCAACGAACUUCCCCGCGAUAUGAUGCAAAUGAUCAAUUUAGCUCAAGCAUAUCCAGACUGAUGUUACAAUAAUCAUUCCCAUCUAAGAUUCACACGUUCGGCUCGUCAUGUAGGGUAUAAAAGAAAGGAAGAUCGGAUUAAUUGCAAGAUGUUGUAUCCCAACUUCACUUUAUCAUCCAUCCAGAAUGGCAAAUUCAACACCUGUUAAAAUUCCUGCCGGUCCAUACACCUUGGCCGCUUUAACAUUUGCUCCUGCAAGUGGUGCACCGGAUCGUAAAGGUGCUGCAGUUGUUGUAAGUCAUCCUAUGACCGGUGUAAAAGAGCAAACAUCUGCAUUAUAUGCCGCUCAUCUUGCCAAACAAGGUUUCUUCGCAAUCGCUUUUGAUGCUGCUUGUCAAGGAGAAAGUACAGGUGAACCUCGUGGAUUGGAAAAUCCACCUCAAAGAGCAGAAGAUGUCAAAGCUGUAAUUACGUACUUGACAACCCUUAAAGAAGUUGAUCCUGAAAAGAUUGGAGUCAUUGGCAUUUGCGCUUCAGGAGGUUAUACAUCUUAUGCUGCCCAAGGUGAUGGUCGAAUCAAAGCUUUGGCAACCGUGAGUGCUGCUUGUGUUGGUAGAAUGAUGCGUUGUGGUGGAGUUCAUCCCGGUUUAAAGGAAAACUCUGAAGCGAUUGCCGGUCUUCACCAAGCUGCAGCUCAAUGGCGUAAUGCAGAGGCAAAGCACGCAAAUGCACCUACUCAACCUGCUUUCCUCGUUAAACCAGAAGAUCAAACGCCCACAAGUGAUUCAUUCUAUCGUGAUGCAAGUGAAUAUUAUGGUACUUCACGUGGUGCUCAUCCAAGAUCCGAUCAAAAGAUGCCAAUGAUCAGUUAUGAUCAAAUGUUGGCUUAUGAUUCUUUCAACUUUCAGCAUAUUAUCAGUCCAAGACCUUUAUUGAUGAUCGCAGGAGAAAAAGCACAAACAUUGCAUUAUAGCGAAGAAGCACUUCAAAUUGCCAAAGAACCAAAAGAACUUUUCGUCGUUCCGGGUAAGAAUCAUUUCGAUUUAUAUGAUGAUCUUUCUGCUUCUGGACCAAAGAUAGUUGAAUUCUUUGCAAAGGCGUUCAAACAUACCCCAACGCAAUCUCAAUCCCAAGUACAAACUUCCAAUGAAGAAUUAGCAACUUUACAGCAACAAGAAGUGGAAGUAUUGGAAUCCAUCUUGGGUCCAGACUAUUCCAGGGUAGAUGCAGAUGCACAAUCAGCAUGGCAUAGAACGGCAACAGCAUCACCUACAGCUAGCGGUCAAUCCUCUUGUUCUUUCCAGAUCAUCUUACGACCAGACACAGAUUCACUAAAGUCAUCUGUAUUUGCUACCACCCGCUUCCGCUUGCCAAUUCGAUACCCUCUUUUACCGCCAAUUAUCACCGUCUUGACCGGAAACAGCGCAUUCAAGGGACUAUCAAGCAACCAUGUGAAAGGCUUGCAAGAUCUUUUGACGGCCAAGGCAAAAGAGCUGGCAGGGGGUGGGGAGAUGAUUUGGGACCUGGUAAGUGCUGCUCAGGAAUACAUCAGCUCAAACAAUUUGGAACGCAUCUCUGGACCAAACAGAAGCCUGGAAGAAGAGAAAAGAUUAAGAGAAGUUGAAAGGCAAAAAGACCUUCGAAAGAAGGCUCAAGAAGAAUCCCGUCAAAGAAGCAAAGAAGAGGAAGAAAGGGCAACAAAGAUUGCCCAGCUUAUUCGCGAACAAUCGGAAAAGAAUACUGCAAUGAUGCAGCAAGAGAAAGACAGGAAAAGAGACGCAAUGACUUUCUCUCCUUCUGAUACGCAGUUGAUGGGUUACCUCGGCGAAAAAGCAGAAACGGAGAAGAACUUCGCACAAAAGACGGAAUUCUUCAUGGACCCAAUCAAUGUGGAUGGCCAACUAACACAUCAAGUCAUCGUUGGUCCGCUUGUGCGUAGCACGCCCUUGUCUUCGAUACACCUUGUUGAAAGCUCUCAAAAUCGAUCGCAAACAUGGCUGAUGGAAAGCUAUCGGAUCAAUUCAGCCUACUAUGACUCAUCGAUCGGUAAACGUAUUUUAGAGGAAGUAGAAUGGGAAUUGGAGGUUCUGCGUAAAGUUCAUUGCGAUAAAUUGGUCAAUGUCUUGGCAAGUGCUCUUGUGUCUCCUAGUGCCUCUGAUGGAUCGACGAGCAAGAGACUUCUGGUCAUACAUGAAAACACUUCAGGUCCUUCGGCAGAGGUUCUGUUGUCCCAUUGCGUACAAUUACCUUGGUCGCGUGUACGCUUCUAUGCUUUGGAUCUGAUUGAAGCUUUGGACGCUUUGCAUAAUCGAAACGUACUUCAUCGUGAUGUUUCGCUGGAAAACAUCAUUCUGGAACAGAGUCCAGGUAACAUUGCAAAAGCAAAGCUCGCACGUUCUGGCUAUGCACGUAGAUUGUACGAUAUGAAUAUUGCUAACCCUUUGACGGAUCAUUCGACCGCGACAAGCUCAUUUCUCAAGGCACGAGCUGGGUGGGAUGCACCGGAAGUGACGUUAGAGGAGAAGGAGAACCAUGCUGUUGGCGCUGGAAAGUUGACAUAUACGAGAAAGAGAGACAUUUGGCAACUCGGUGUCACAAUUCUACAAAUGCUAUUGGGACCGCAGAUUGUCGAUGCAUACAGAUCUCCAGACGAAUUCUUCCAGGCUGCUCAGGUAGAUAAAACGCUUCUUGGCGGGCUAGAGUCUCAUGUAGUUAUGCUGUUGAGAGGCAUGUUAGAGACUUCCAUUCGCAAACGCCCAACGACGAUGGAAUUACGAAAUCGAUUUGAAGAAUUGGUUCGAUACGAAGAAGAAGAACAAGGCUCAGCUACACUAGAUGUGCCAUAUCAACGCAAAAUCGGUGGUGAUGAGCCUGGCCCUGUGGCACUUGCUCGGAAGGGACUAGCACGAACGAAGUCUGAACAAGAAGAUGUUUUCAGGCCAGGCAGCUUUUGGCAAUUAGGUCGAGAUCGAACAGCGGUUGGUAACACAUCCCGCUAUGAGAACGAUUUUGAAGAGCUUCAACUAUUGGGAAAAGGUGCCUAUGGAUCCGUCUUUAAAUCGCGAAACAAGCUUGAUGGAAGAGAUUAUGCCAUCAAGAAGAUUCGAUUGAGCGCAUCCGCUGAAAAUGAUGAAAAGACCUUGCGCGAGAUCACUGCUUUAUCGCGUUUGUCCCAUCAAAAUAUCGUUCGUUAUGUUACUUGUUGGAUUCAAACGCAAGAUGACCCUGCUGGAACGAGCACUACAGAUGGUACAGCCAGCACUUCGACCAAUCAGUUCAGUUCUAAAGAUUUCAUCUUACCUGGACUCAAUGAUGAUUUUCUGAGCGUUGGUCAUGACGCCUUCUCGCAAAAUGCAAGUCAUGUCCGAUUUGGAAACUCUGAUUCUGACGAUGAUGAAAGCAGCAGCUACGGCAAUGGCUCUAGGAUGAGAUCUUCAAGACAGAGCAGUGUGGGCAAAUUGAAGCAAAGUGCGCCAUCUACCGACAGUUCCGACGACGACGACUCUUCAGAUGAAAGAAGUUCCAGCGAUGACGAGAUGACACACAGCAAAAUUCAUCAAAGCUUCUCGCUACCUGCUCAGCCGAACAUAUCUGCCAAACCUCGUUGGCUUUUCAUUCAAAUGGAAUUUGUUGGAUUUCAAACAUUGAGAGAAGUCAUUGAUAGAGGCUUAUCGAUUGAAGAAAGCUGGCGAUUGUUUAGACAAAUGAUCGAAGCCUUGGCUCAUGUUGCGUCCCUCGGUAUCAUCCAUCGUGAUUUAAAACCAAGCAACAUUCUCAUCUUUGGUGAAGAGGGAAAUAACAAGAUGGACAAUAAGAUCACCCCUGCUAGCAUACGAACAGGAGAUGGAAGUGGUGCAGUCGUGCCUGUGGGUGAUAUAAAGAUCGGAGACUUCGGUCUGGCGACCACUACUACCUCCGGUCAGCAAAUGAACGACUCAAUCACAGGAGGAUUGCCAGCAUAUGGCACUGGAAUUGCGGCGACUGGAGGUGAAGAAAGUGUAGAUCAAACGACAGAGAUCGGCACAAAUUUGUACAUUGCACCUGAAGUUCUGAAAGCGGGUUCAUCUCGGUAUGAUCACAAAGUGGAUGUAUAUGCAGCUGGGAUCGUGUUUUUCGAAAUGUUGGCAUCGCAACGGGUUUACAAGACGGGCAUGGAACGCAUUCAAAUCUUACGUGAUCUUCGUUCAAAGGAAGUACGGUUUCCCGAAGGAUGGAAUGAAGCACAAAUGCCUGCUCAAACAAAAAUCUUACGCAAACUACUAAGCCAUGAUCCCAACGAACGUUUGAGUCCUCUUGAACUGCUCAAAAGCGAUUUGCUUCCGCCUAAGAUGGAAGACGAAUACAUUGCAGAAUGCAUGCGAUUGCUCAGUAUGCCCGAUAGCACAUACAAUCUGCAAUUGAUGGAUUCAUUGUUCAGUCGAAAAGAAACAUUUGAAGAACAUGAAGCACGCGAUUUCACUUUCGAUACUGGCAGCAACGAAGGAGCAGGAUUGGAUAAUCGCUUCAUCGGUGUUGCUUCAAGGUAUCUGCGAGCGCUGUUCCACCGUAAUGGAGCUGUUGAGCUUGAGGCACCAUUGCUUAUCCCGCCAAAUGAAUUGUAUGCCAAUCAGGAACAAAAGCCGGUGGAUAUGUUGGAUAAGACUGGUAAAGUUGUCCAAUUGCCUUUUGAUCUUGUUGUGCCAUUUGCCAGAAUGGUUGCUCGUGUUGAACAAUCACGUUUCAAAAGAUAUGCAAUUGCACCAGUCUUUCGACCCAAUCUGCUUGCUGGGGGUCAACCGCGAAGUGUGAUUGAGGUGGACUUUGACAUUGUUGCACCAGAGAAGACGUCUGCUGCCGAAGCUGAAGUUCUUGCUGUGGUGGAUGAAAUGUUGGACGAAGUACCUGGAUUAAAUGGAUCAGAGUGGGUCAUCCAAAUCUCGCAUGGUGCAAUUCUGGACCUUCUCUUGGAGCGCGUCCCAACCAGUCGUCGUGAUCAAGCAAUUGCUGCGAUUGGAAAGUUGGCUGGAAGUACGAGUAAGAAUGCUGCUACACAAGCUAGGGUGCGCUUAUCAACACUGGGCCUUCCUCGCUCUAUCACGGAUGAGAUUGAUAGUGCAAAUAUUUCAGACGAUAUCGAUGUGGUGAACGAAAAGUUGCAAAGACUUAUCGCAGUCGAUUUACGACCUCGUUUAGCAAGAGCAACAGAAGAGAUUCGUCAAGUGAUCGAAUCCGCUCAACAAUUUGGAGUUCAACGCAAAUUUUUGUUUACGCCUUUAUUGGUCACCAAUCCUGCAUUUUAUCGCGAUAACGUGUACUUUGUUAUUAUGCGUGGAAAGGGUAAGCGAAGGGAUGUCUUGGCAUCUGGUGGACGAUACGAUGCUCUACUGAAACGUUUUGCCAGCCCAACUCUGAACCGUGCCCCUGCUCAUGCUGUUGGUGUGCAGAUCGCAUUGGGACGUAUUGCAAUCGCGCUGGCCAAACAUCAAGAAGCAAAGAUGAUGGGAGCUUUGAAUAGCGGAAAUGAUGAAAGGACUUUAUUUGGGCCAUUCAUGCCAAGACGAUGUGAUGUUUACGUUGCAAGUGCGCCCGGAUUGUUGUCAACACGCAUGGAGAUCUGUAGAGAGCUUUGGUCAGCGAACAUCAGUGCGGAUUUGGCAUAUGAACAAGCCUUAGAAGAAUCACCGGAAUUAUUGGCUUCAACGUGUAAAGCUGAAGGGAUCUUGUUUCUAGUUAUUGCACGAUCACGCGGAAGUAUUGUGAAAGUCAAAUCAAUCGUCACCCGAUCCGAACAUGAAGUACAUCGAUGGGAACUCGUCACUUGGAUUGCAGAUCGCAUUCAAAGGUUGCGGAAUCAGGUCUCUGGUAAAGAUGCAAAUGAAUCCAAUCUGUCUGCUUUGAUGAGCGGUGCAAUGGUGACUGGAAGCGAGCAUCGAGCGAUCACAACAACUGGAGCAGGUGGUAAUGUCGGUGCAGCUGGAGGUGCAGGUGUUGCAUCCUCAGUGACGGGAAAUGCGAUUCAACAAUAUGCUGGAGAAGUGGAAGUGCUCUUACCAGAACGUCAACAUGAAAAGCGUAGAGCAGAUAAGCAUGGAUACAAUGAUACCCGAAGAGGAAGAAAGCAGGCUCAUUUGGGUCCAUUGCAAGAGAAUGCUGCCCGACAAGUUGCCAAGAUGAUCGAAGAGAUGACCGGUAGCGGAAGCAAUGUUAUGGUCAAUACAACAAAGUUUCCCAUCUUGGCAGUGGAUGUUGGGAUGAAUGCAAUAUCUAACGCUGGACAGGGCUUUGCUCAAUCGCCAACAGGAUUUGCUUCUUCUCAAUGGUCAUCACAAAGCAAUCUUUUUGCAUCUCAAAGUGGUGCAAGCGGUGGAAAUUAUGGUGGAAUGGGAGGUACAAAUGCGGGAAAUGCAUUCCAUCGUUUAUGUGCAGCAGCCAUUGCAAGGAACGAUGAUGGACUAUGGAAAUUAUUCUUAGAUACUCUUUCAUCGUUCGAGGAGCGGGAAUAUGGAAAGCAAUUACGCAGAAGGAUACGAGAGCUCGAAGGACGUGCUUGGUUAGUCUCUAUUCGAGUGGAAGGAGCGAUCACUUUGAUUUAAGUAAUGAAUCAUUUGUAUCUAUAGAAUCAUAACGAUAAAUAGCAUUUUUGAUCAAGAUG
Messenger RNA from Meira miltonrushii, 6665 nucleotides. RefSeq names its product kinase-like protein. Gene Ontology annotation, molecular function: hydrolase activity; protein kinase activity; ATP binding. The transcript has 3 exons. NCBI's taxonomy places the organism in Eukaryota, Fungi, Basidiomycota, Exobasidiomycetes, Exobasidiales, Brachybasidiaceae. Bases 220 to 6606 code for a protein of 2128 amino acids. The record is from RefSeq and is a predicted model, not a curated record. Gene Ontology annotation, biological process: protein phosphorylation.